CGACGUCCCGGCGACUGUAUUUCACUUAAAUUGGUUCGUUUGCAGCAGUUCCAGGGAACUGAUAAGCGUUUGUACUUCUUUCUUAUCUCCAAUCCCCAAAACCCCAUUUGCAUGUAAGAAUCUUUAUUUUAUAAAAAGGGGUUUGAUAGUAUUCCGAUUAGGAUAUUUGAUUAUUUCAACAAGCAUGGCUUCGUCGAUGCUCUAUGGAGGUCAGCAUCUUACAUUAACCCCAAAAGGGUUAGGGUUUAAUGGGUCAGAUUUGCAUGGUAAGAAUUUGCUGAAGAUGAAUUUGGUUGGUAGAAAUUGUAAUUUUCGAUCUAAAACGCUAGUUGUACCCAAAUGCAGCGUGUCUGUACCAAGGCCAGCUUCACAGCCUAGGUUCAUACAGCAUAAAAAAGAGGCAUUUUGGUUUUAUAGGUUUCUGUCAAUCGUUUACGAUCAUGUGAUAAACCCUGGUCAUUGGACUGAAGAUAUGCGAGACGAUGCACUCGAACCAGCUGAUCUUAAUAGCCGCGAUUCAAUAGUGGUGGAUGUUGGUGGAGGCACUGGGUUCACUACUUUAGGUAUUGUAAAACAUGUCGAUGCUAAAAAUGUUACCAUUUUGGAUCAAUCGCCUCAUCAGCUUGCAAAAGCUAAAGAGAAGGAGCCUUUGAAGGAAUGCAAGAUCAUUGAAGGAGAUGCUGAAGAUCUUCCUUUCAAAACUGAUUAUGCCGAUAGAUAUGUGUCAGCCGGAAGCAUUGAGUACUGGCCGGACCCACAACGAGGCAUCAAAGAAGCAUACAGGGUUUUGAAGAUGGGAGGGAAGGCUUGUUUAAUCGGUCCUGUUUAUCCGACAUUUUGGUUGUCUCGUUUCUUUGCAGACAUGUGGAUGCUCUUUCCUAAAGAGGAAGAGUACAUGGAGUGGUUUGAAAAGGCAGGAUUCAAAGAUGUUGAGAUUAAAAGGAUUGGCCCAAAAUGGUAUCGCGGGGUCCGCCGACAUGGUCUCAUCAUGGGAUGCUCUGUGACAGGUGUCAAACCCACGUCAGGGGACUCUCCUUUGCAGCUUGGUCCAAAGGUAGAGGACAUAGAGACGCCUGUAAAUCCAUUUGUGUUCCUUUUACGUUUCCUUCUUGGGGCAUCAGCUGGAGUGUACUAUGUUUUGGUUCCUGUUUACAUGUGGAUCAAGGACCAGAUUGUGCCAAAAGGUCAACCAAUAUAAGAGACUGUUUUUAGUUUGUGUGCAAUGUUGUUUUGUUUGAACUGCAAUCUGUAAACUUUCUAGAGUUGAGAUUAUCAAGCAUUUGUUUUAUGAAAACUGAAAAGAGAAUCUAGUCUUUUGCCCAUGAA
This is a messenger RNA of Lactuca sativa (garden lettuce), 1326 nucleotides long. RefSeq names its product 2-methyl-6-phytyl-1,4-hydroquinone methyltransferase, chloroplastic. The record is from RefSeq and is a predicted model, not a curated record. Gene Ontology annotation, molecular function: 2-methyl-6-phytyl-1,4-benzoquinone methyltransferase activity. Gene Ontology annotation, biological process: methylation. NCBI's taxonomy places the organism in Eukaryota, Viridiplantae, Streptophyta, Magnoliopsida, Asterales, Asteraceae.